Molecule: messenger RNA, 2199 nt
Organism: Trachymyrmex cornetzi
Lineage: Eukaryota; Metazoa; Arthropoda; Insecta; Hymenoptera; Formicidae
Exons: 8
Coding region: 275-1990 (571 amino acids)
Source: RefSeq, a predicted model, not a curated record
UCACUCGGCAGAACGCAACGCGGAGCGGCCUUACGGCCCCGUGCCCCGUGGAAAAGUGGUUAGGUUCUCGCAGCUGUCAGACGAGGCCGCGAGUUACAGGUGUGCAUAUCGUGUUCGUGCACCCACGGUCGUGUGCAUGUGACGACUGACGAGUGACGGGAAACGCGCGUGUUUCGUUGCGCAGGACCGAGAUAUCGCACGCGAAUUUCGCGGAUUUUCCUUUGGAUAGCUGCGAAACGCGAAGCGAAGACCUCCGACAUAUAUACAGUGAGUGAUGGCUCUACGCCUAAGGGGUAGCAAGGAUGUCAAGAAGAGCUUCUAUUACGUUUGGUAUCUUGGUGCGAGAGAGGCCAAGGGGGUGGACGCGAUGCCCGGUGCCAUAGCUUACCUGCUCGAGCGGGAACGACUUCAAGAACCUUUCAAGGUCACAUUGCAGGUGAGCAACAAAGGUCUGAAGAUUAUACAAACUGUUCAUCCUGGUGGCUCGACGAGGUCGGCAGUCAAACACUUGGUACCGGGUCACGCGGUGCUGGCAGCCGUACAGCGGGAAGACAUCGUGGCCGCGACUCUGCUCCUGCCAAAUCCAGCGACGAACAAUCCCGUGCAUGUGCACGCAUACAGAUGCGAUUCGGUCGAGACCGCCGAAUUGUUAGGUGGCCAGUUAAAAGCGCUAGCGUCACACACUGACAAUUUGGCCAGGGUCACGGCGAGCGAAGGUAGAAUCCGCAGCAAUCUAGGUAGCGAUGGCCGAAGUACCAGAGAAUCUGAGUCUUCCGAAGGUAGCGGUGAGCUCAGACACGAUCCGGUCCAAACUACGACCAUCUAUGAAUCUUUGGCCGCCGAGUUGCGAGCAAAAUUAGGUAGAGGUAAUUCCGGCGACAACGACGUCGGCCCGAUAUUACUACCGCCUCGUGACUACGAUACUGUGCACAGACACCACGGUAACUUAGCCGGCAUCGAGUUCAGGCGUUGCCUAAAUCAGACCAUCGUGGGUGGUAGCACGGCCGUUGACAGGGGUGGCACGAGGAGUGCAGCCAGCAGCGGCAUAGGAUCUGAUAGCGCAGCAACGCCACCACCCUAUCAAACGCACCAUCCUCUCGGCCAGAGACCGUCUAGACCGUCUAGAGAUUCCUCUUCCGAUGACGAUUGGGGUGUGCCAAACGAGGACAAUGACUAUUUACCAGAAGUGGAGACAGCUGCAAGUCUGACAUUGCCGCGACUGCCGCGAAGCCCAGAAAGAUUACCCAAUCAAGCAAAUAGGGGAGUUUCACCAAGUUGCAAUAGGAAUCGACGAGCGGCGGAAUUUAGACAGCGAUCACCAAGUCCUCAAUAUCAGCCCAGGGUCAAUCCCGGCGACGUGACCAGUCCCAGAGAGAGGUUCCAAGAUGCUAAGGAAAUGUUUAGGGCGAUGGAGAGGGAAGCCAUUGCCAGGCCUGUUCUCUCCAGGCAGAGAGACAUCGAGCAUCAUCCUGUACACAGAGUCCAGUCGGCUAGACAGGUUCACGAGGAUAGAUCCGGCCGUCAAUAUCCUGCAAGCUUAAACUCCAUGUCCUCGCAUGAACAUGCAGUCAGACGAAGUCAACCGGACGUGCUUGAUCGUGAAAAUGUCAUAUCUUACAAAGGUAGACCACGACCCAGGACUCAUCAUUAUGCGAUUGAACGUCCACCUGAGCCAGAGAUUUCGAGACCGCGACCAAGGAGCUUCUACGAGAAUUUAUCGAUCGGCAGAGAUUUCAGAGAUUCAAGGACUCUCGUAGAUCAGAGAGAUAUGCGAGAAUUUCGAGAACGUGCACAGCACCCACGAGAAUUACGCGACAAGUUGCGAACGAGAAGCACGACCUACCAGGAAUUGUCGGAGCAUGAAAGAUAUCCUGGACUCGAUCGUGAAAGUGCCAGACCGCCGUUGGAAAUGAUCCCAACAUCCGGUAGAUAUCGUCACAGCUACGCCGAGCCGCCAAGAUUGGGCCUGGCUGCGCUUCAUCCCUAUUGAUGCGCUAGCCCGUUUUAAUUGGUGAAUUAUUUAAUGAAUUAACAUAUCGCGCUAUCAUUAUUUUUGCAUUAUUAUGCACUGCGCCUUGACCGUUCAGUAUGUUCAUGGUUAAUGACCUUUAUCCCGCCUCUGGAAUAAGAUGAGGAAGGAGAAAGGAGAGAGGACUGCGAUAUGGAUAUUUUUAUUUUUUCAACUUUGGAAUGUUAACA